AUGCAUGGGCAGGCGGCCACACUGCAGGAUGCCUGCGAGAGAGAAGAGGCGGACACCGAGCAAGACGGCUUCGUCUACCCCCCACGCGCACAGAUCGAGGAUAAAGACAGAGGUAUGGACACGGAGGAGCCGAUGGAUCACACAUUCCAGUGGAUCUCGGCGAUUCAAAGCGGCUGCAUCAUCGUCUCCUUCGCGUUCUACACCUCACUGGCACUCUCCAGGGACGUCAGGGAGGAGAAGUACAGGAACAACAUCGAUUGCGUACUGCAGACCAUGGAGAGCAUGACGGUGGACGCAAUCACAGUCCUAUUCGUCCUCGCUGGCUUCUCCGACUCGCACAGGAGGUGGAACGACGGCCUAAAAUGGCCGGAGAUCGCGUACAGCGUCAACGCGGAGAUGUACCCCCACAUCGCGCUCGUCAACACCCUCCUCAUGCCCUUCGGGAUGGCGGUGGACGGGCUGUGGUCGAGCCCGAUGACAUGGGUCAUCAACCUUUCAUCCAUCCUCUAUCUACCACCGUUCCUGGAGCUAAGGCAGGACUCCCGCUACCGCCUCUUCAACGAGUCGACGGCCAUCCUCAUGACCCUCCUCCUCUGCAGGACGGCCUACCCGCUGGCGAGCACCCUCGUAACCUCACUGAACACCAUCAACGAGACGCAGCAGGGCCUUGGCAUCUGCCCGAAUGAGGCGGUGUAUCAGCGAGGCACUUCCACUGUCACUGGCCAAAGGUCCGAUAGGACAGACCUUACAGGAAACCGGCAGAUCAUCAGCGGGACGGUGGACUCCACGGGCGCCACGACGGUGUACGCGGACGGGUCAGCUGGGACUGCUUCGGUGCUCCCCUCCCUUGUCUCUACCUCGGAUGGGUACAUCGAGAUUGGCAGCCUGUUCGAGGGUUACAUCCAGGAGCUGAUCGUCCUGGGGACGGCAGUCACAACAACGCAGCGGGAGGCGAUCCACCGGUACCUCUCCAAGAAGUGGCACGUCUCGCCGCACCGGAUGGACUCGAACGGGGACGGGACGUCGGACUACUGGGACCCUUCGGGGGUGCCGCCGUGCAGCGUGUGCUCGGCGGGCUCGAGCAGCGCCCUGGGGGCGUGCCAGGCCUGCCAGGCGGGGAAGUACAGCCCGUACGGGGGGCGGUGCGACUGGUGCCCGGGCAACUCGACCUCGUACCCCGGCGCGGUGUCGAUCGCCCAGUGCUCGUGCGUGCCGGGCUACUACCGGACGAGCCUGACCACGUGCGAGGCCUGCCCUGCCGGGUUCUACUGCCCUGCCGUUUGGGUUCCAUCCCGUCCAUUUAAGACGCAGGGGGUUGUCUGGGAGAGGAUGAGGGCAUGGAUCACGCUUGUGUUCGCGCUCGGGUUGCUGCCCACCGGGGGCGACUGCUCCCUGUGCGUUGUAGGGUACUACGAUGACGGCAACGGGGUGUGCGUCCCGUGCCCCCUGCAUACCACAACGUCUGUGUUGGGAGCGAAGGGUUCGACCGCGUGCGAUAUGUGCGCGACAGGUUAUUACAACCCAAUGAUGGAUUACCGCGGUCCACUCGUCCAGAUCAUCCGGGACAAGCCGCCCUGGGGGGUGUACCUUGCCAGGGACUACAACAACGGGCAGAUACCGGACGCGCAGGGGGUUCGCGCCGCCGCCACGGUGACGGGGGGCACCAUCUCCCACGGGAAUGCAUCGGGGAACGGAGCCAACGGGCCGGUCUCUUACGUGUCGGGAGAUAGCAGCACCAGUAUUCUGUUCCCUUCCGGGAGUAUCCCGGACACCUUCACGAUAUGUGGUGUGGCUCGUGAGACCAAUGUCAACCCUGUCAAUAAUUUCGGCCUGGGCUUGAUCUUUGUGGGUAUGAACAACCCGUGGUUUCUGGGAUGGUACUACAGCCUGGGGAGGGCAUACUUUGGCAAGGAUAUGACGGACAACACGAACAAGUACAAGAACUACAUGGAUUGGAUGGUGGUCUGCGGCACGAACGGGGGUGUCCACCCCAACAACAUCAAGACGGCCAUGCUGUCGGCUACCGGGUAUACGAUAUCCAACUACGGGACGGCCGACGGUGGGAGCGGCGGCGACACCCUUGCGAUCAACGCCGGGUCCUUUUUCCCCCCCACGGGCAGCGAGUUGCUGGAACCCUUUUCUUUCCACUCCGUGUACAUCUGGAACCAGACCCUGACCUCGGGUGAGAUGGACAGCGUCAUGAAGUAUCUCCUCUAUAUCCUGGACGUGGGAGAGAGUGAUUUAAAGUGCGAUACCUGCGAUUUCGGGUUUUACAACGCAGACGGCAUUUGUGUGCCAUGUCCAAGUGGCUUGAGUACCUCGCAGCGUAACUCCACUCUUUCUGACUGCCAUUGCCCUGUUGGGCAUUACCUUGAUUCGAAUGGUUAUUGUUGGAAGUGCCCAUGGGACUUUACCACCGAGACAUCAAAUGCUGACAAUGUCACGUAUUGCUUACGUAGGUAUACCAGCACAUCAACCAGCUAUCAGGUGACAUUCGAUGUGGACGCCCGUAUGGAUGUAUUGAUCGUUGGGGGUGGAGGGGCUGGUGGAUACUUCAAUUCUCCUGUUUAUAUUUCGAUGUGGUCAAUCUAUUGGACCUAUGGCGUCGGAGGUGGCGGUGCUGGUGGUAUGGGGAUAGGAUGGCUGUUGCUAAAAAGCAAUGUUGUUUACCAGAUCACGAUUGGCGAUGGUGGAAAGUCACAGGCAUUUUCUUCUGGGACAGGGACAGGUCUAGACAGUGGAUUGAGCGGUGGGGACACGACAAUUAUCGGGGGUGAUAUUGAUGAGAUAGCGUACGGCGGUGGAGGUGGUGGUGGGUUGGACUCGAGAGCUUCAUGGACUGAUACCCAAAUCUCACAAACAGUAAAGGGAAAAGAUGGUGGAAGUAGUGGGGGUUCUGCGAACAGCAAGAAAUAUAACAACGUGCCUGUUGUGAGUUACGUAUCACCUGCUGCGACUGCUACUAAGGGGUCAUCGAGGUUAACUACCCGACUUGGUGCUAUGACUUACUACGGGAAUAAUGGAGGUGUGAGCGCAACGGAUGAGGGUAGUUCUGGCGGUGGUGGCGCGUCGGAACCCGGAGAAGAUGCUACCUCAUCAAAUCCGACGGGUCGUGCCGGUGGUAAGGGGAUGCAAUGGUUGGAUGCGGUUACAUAG
Guillardia theta CCMP2712 is the source of this 3156-nucleotide messenger RNA. RefSeq lists its product as hypothetical. The transcript has 4 exons. The record is from RefSeq and is a predicted model, not a curated record. NCBI's taxonomy places the organism in Eukaryota, Cryptophyceae, Pyrenomonadales, Geminigeraceae. Bases 1 to 3156 code for a protein of 1051 amino acids.